This is a messenger RNA of Tribolium castaneum (red flour beetle), 1382 nucleotides long. RefSeq lists its product as uncharacterized. Gene Ontology annotation, biological process: sensory perception of smell; detection of chemical stimulus involved in sensory perception of smell. NCBI's taxonomy places the organism in Eukaryota, Metazoa, Arthropoda, Insecta, Coleoptera, Tenebrionidae. Gene Ontology annotation, cellular component: plasma membrane. The transcript is spliced from 7 exons. The record is from RefSeq and is a predicted model, not a curated record. Gene Ontology annotation, molecular function: olfactory receptor activity; odorant binding. The coding region runs from base 36 to 1214 and encodes 392 amino acids.
CAACUGAAUCAUUUUUUUUAAUAACCUAUUACCUUAUGACUGCUAACAUUGUCAGUCCUGAAUUAUUACAAUAUCCUCAAGAUGAUGUUUUGAGGUUACUCCGAUUCUGGUGUUGUGACAUUUUCCAAUACAAACUAAUGAAGUUUGUAAUAUUUGUGAUGUUGGUGGCCAACACAGUGCUUAUGGUACUUCAAGGAUAUCAUUUUCUCAUCAAUUUCAACAGCCUUUACUUCAUAUCGUAUUCGCCUUACUGGUUUGGAUCAUUUUUUAUCAUUCUUUCACUUACAUCAUGUUUAACUUUACCCACCAUUGGACCUGAAGCGCUCCAGUCAAUGGACCUGUGGAAAAUACAACCAAUGAAGCGAAUCAAAUUUCAAACAGAGUUGAUCAGAGCUUACACCACUAUUAACACAGUCAUUUCAUUAAUUGCUGGUCUUGCUCACACUUUUCCAUCAAAAAAUGCAGAAAAAAUAUGUUAUGUGUACAGAAUUAUUGGGAUUUAUGUACCAAAGUGGAAAACUGAGCUUUGCUGGAUGUAUAAAGCGAGCUAUAUUGUUAUGGCACUUGCACUACCAGCAACCUGCAACCAAUUAGUGUAUGGGGCAUCUCAUAUAAGAUUUCAAAUCUAUAUGCUUUUAGACUCGAUUAAGAGCAACUUAGUCAAGGAAUUUGGCGAUGAUUUGAAAUUAUCAAACGACAAGGACUUUCAAGAAGAAAUCACAAAAAAGAUUAUUUUUAGUGAUAAUCGUUUUUCGAUGAUACACAAGUCAAUUCAAACGGUUAAUCGGAGAACAAGUGUUUACAUAUUGUUGUAUGCCAUUAUGGGAGGAGUACUUGGUAUAAGUAUCCUCAUGUUUUAUUUUAAGUUUUCUGGUACUCUACUAAUAAGUGACUACCUUCAUGCUGGUACUUUGGCAAUAGCAGCAGUUAGUACAUUUAUGGCAACAAUAACAUCUGGCCAAACGCUUGAGAAUCUUACAGAAGAACUUUUAGUUACGUGGUCUUCGAUCCCUUGGUAUCUCUUAAACAAACGGAAUAAACAAAUUUAUCUCAUGGUUAUGGUACAUUUUGUCAAAUCAUUGAGUUUUCAAUUUACCGAAAAUAUGGCAAUAAAUUAUAAUCUAGGGGCAGCUAUUGGAAAAAUGAUAUAUUCGAUGCUAUCACUUCUUACACAGAUGAGUCACAAGGAUACAGAUACGCUAUACAGACAAUGAAGCAAUUGGUUUUAAAACACUAAUUUCUAGCAACUAUUGCAAAUCUUGUGACCAAACAAAUUGUUUUUACUUUUGUGUAUGUUUGUCUUUUUUAUACCUACAGCUAGGUGUAAAUCACGUAAAGCUUUGUACACCCAGAAAUCAUCAAGUAAUAAAGAACUAAUGAAA